Molecule: messenger RNA, 711 nt
Organism: Penicillium odoratum
Lineage: Eukaryota; Fungi; Ascomycota; Eurotiomycetes; Eurotiales; Aspergillaceae
Gene: fgaDH
Product: chanoclavine-I dehydrogenase easD
Exons: 3
Coding region: 1-711 (236 amino acids)
Source: RefSeq, a predicted model, not a curated record
AUGACUUCGAACCUUUUGGGCAAGGUUUUAACCAUUACAGGAGGUGCAUCGGGAAUGAGUGCAGCGACUGCCAAGCUUCUCGCCCAGCGAUCAGCUGCAGCUAUUGCCAUUGCGGAUCUCCAGAAACAGAACCUUGCCUCCAUCAAGAGUGAAAUCGAAAUCAACUAUCCAAAAACCAAGGUGUUGACAACAAAAGUCGAUGUAUCGUCUUCUUCUGCAGUCAAAUCAUUGAUUCAGUCAGUCAUAACUACAUUUGGAACCAUCGAUGGAUGCGCCAAUGUAGCUGGCGUGCUCCAGGCCGUCGGAGCACGGAAGAACCCCACAAUCCUCGAAGAAACUGAUGAAACGUGGAAGAAGACGAUGAGUGUCAAUCUAGAUGGCAUUAUGUUUUGCACAAGGGAACAAGUUAGGGCCAUGGUGCCUAUUCCAAAGUCACCACGUGCAAUUGCCAACGUGUCCAGUUUGGCUUCUGUGAUGCAUUCUCCGGAUGCAUAUGCCUAUGCAAAGGAUGCCUCUUCUUUCGGUAUCAGAGUCAAUACUGUUUCUCCUAGUUCUACUAUGACGCCAAUGAUGAGGCAAUUCUUUGCUGCAGAUAUACAGGACCAAGCACUUGAGAACCUUGGGAUGGAACUUCUUGAGCCAGUGGAUAUUGCGCGAGCAAUGGUAUUCCUCUUGUCGGAGGAAUCCUCGAAGAUCACUGGUGUAAAUUGA